This is a messenger RNA of Puccinia graminis f. sp. tritici CRL 75-36-700-3, 2613 nucleotides long. RefSeq lists its product as uncharacterized. Gene Ontology annotation, molecular function: RNA binding. The coding region runs from base 1 to 2613 and encodes 870 amino acids. The transcript is spliced from 10 exons. The record is from RefSeq and is a predicted model, not a curated record. Gene Ontology annotation, cellular component: mRNA cleavage and polyadenylation specificity factor complex. NCBI's taxonomy places the organism in Eukaryota, Fungi, Basidiomycota, Pucciniomycetes, Pucciniales, Pucciniaceae.
AUGGAUGACCCCCCCCCGAAAAAGUUAGGGUUAGAAGUGCGCGCCACCCCCCCUUUUUCCAGAUUUCAUGCGCGCCAAGGGCGCGCCCAGUUACCCUCCAUCCAGAACGAACAACUCCAGAAACGCUUUCAUCCAAUCCCCAAUGUUCCCAAGACAACGGGCGAAGUUGGAAAACCGGCUGGUGGUCAAUUGGUCCAACCAGCCGUAGAACCUACACGCGCUCCCCUAAACCUACCUGGAAAACCUAUCUCGCCCGUCCCUGCCACUAUCCCAACCACAACUGAACAAGUACAUCGUGCUUUUGAGCUCGCCUCAAAUGCUCUUAUACCUCCCGAACCACUCCCAAUCCCACUCCCAUCUCACCCCGUAGAACCUGCUACUGCUCCGGUCACUCAGGCUCCCCCAAUACAGGCCACAAUCGACAAGCAUAGCCAAAACCAAAGCAUUGAUAUCGAUGGCACCGGUAUGGUAGACGAAGAGGAGGAAGUGGGGGACGAGCAAGGUCUACUGGAGGAUUCUGAUGAGGAUCUGGAUAUCAUCUUAGAAGGCGACACCUCAGUUGCUCCUACGGCACCCCCAUCACGUCCCUCAACACAACCCUUGCGUUUUGAAACUCCGCAAGACUCAGUUCCUUUGGUUCGAUCCAACGAGCAACUCAAUGUUACCACGGAAUACAAACCGCUUGAACGAGUCGACUUGAAGCUUGUCGAUCCGGCUUCUCUCCUACCUCUUAAGCCCAGUCCUAUGCCCGUCGCCCAGCCCACUCCAUCUCCUCGGCACACCCCCCAUCAUAAUAGCCACAACAGAUUGCCCACCCCUGAGAAUUUUCCGGCCCCAGGUACUCCUCCUCCUCAACCACCCGGAGAGCUGAAGCCACCCGAUUUACAAGCCGACAAUCCAGUGAUUCCAUCCGGUUAUGAUGACAAAGAUGGGUCUGCAUUGAUGAACUUCGAUUUCGAUGCCCUCCCCGAAAGUGAGAAAGGUUGGAAAAAACCUGGUGCUCAUCUUGCAGAUUGGUUCAAUUACGGCUUCGACAAAACCACAUGGAGAACAUAUGUCAUGAAACAGAAGAGGUUGCGCAAGGAGGAAGGCUGGGCUGCAAACCCGUUCGUGGCUUUUGCCAUGGGUAAUGUAGAACAAGCCUGGGCAGGACUUCCUCCAGAACUGAAAGGUGUCAUGAUGGGAAUAAUUAUGGGAAAUUUGUUGGGGUCAAGAAACAACAAUCAUGCUCCACAAAUGCCACGAUCGGUACCUCCGAUGAUGGUGAUGAAUCCCAUGAUGCAGGGGAUGGAGAUGGGGGGAUAUGUCAUUAAGCAAGACCCAGGCGGUGCUUCUGAGCAGACAGAAGAUUUGUCUGCCCUAUACGGUGAUGAUAUGGACCCGCGAGAGCAACACCAUCAUGAGCAACAAAGAAUGCAGGACCAAAUGCGACACAUGCAGCAUAUGAACCACAUGGGUAUGGGUGCUGGCUUCAUGCCUGGAAUGGACCUCGCUGCAAUGUUUGGGAACCCAGACCAUCCGAUGUUCAUGAAUGGGCCUUCGUUUAACGGGAUGAUGGAAAUGCCACAUAUGCAGCAUAUCCCAGCACAAAUGCAGCAGCAGCAACAGCAGCAGCAGCAGCAGCAAACACAACAACAGCCGAUUGGACUUGGGCCCUCAAUUAACAUGACAAAGCCACCCAGCCUGAACUCAACACCCAUCUUCACACCGGUCAAUCCAGUUCAGACGAUUCAAACGGGCACCAGGCCCAAUUCGCCCGGCAUUCUUCCCCCAAUUUCGUCGUCUACGGCCGGCCCAGCAACCCAUACGGCAACACCUGGCGACUCACCAGGUUUGUUAGCGAUGCCUAGUCCUGCAAGCGCAAGAGGACGAGGCGCAAGGCCUGGGGGGAGGGGAAGAGGAAACACUCAAGCAAGUGCGUUUAUGGCUGCCGCUGCCGCUCGUGGUUGGGGCAGGGUGAUAUCCGCCUCAAACUCUGUCACCACCCUGGCUCCUGUCCCCGCUAUUCCUCUGCUGAGUCCCAAGAUUGAUCCGCCUGUCCAAGCAACGCUGGCUACUGCUAUACCUGUGGCAACCACCCCGGUAUCUUCGUGUGCCUCCGUCCGACCAGUAUCACCAUUGCCAUUGAACGUUCCUACAGGACCCCGACGUGCAGCGCCGGCCAGUGGCGCACCACCCCCAAGGGGACCCCAUGGUGUGCCGGGUGGAUACUUUGACAAGGAUGCAGCGGGUGGUCGGGAAGAUGCAGGACUGGACUACGGCGGUGGAGGAGGGGAUAGUCCACGGGAGGAUCGCAAAUCGAUCAGUCGGCGACACAGUCACAACAGUGAACGAGACAGAUCCGAGAAGGAUUCUCAACGGUUUGAGAGAGGCGAAGAUCCUGCAGACAGGUCUCGGUCAAAAUCGCGGGAUAAAGAGCUCGUUGACGAGAAGGAAAUCCUGCAUAAAUCCUCCAAGUCUCGCCAUCGACAUCGGGCCCGGUCCAAAUCUAAGGACCCUGUCGAACAUCGCAGUAGUUGUGAGAAGGGCGACAAGGAGAAAGACGAGACUGGUCAUAAACCUAGCAAAUAUGCUAAUGGGGAGAAGGAGUCGGCGGAGUCGUCAGGCGACUGA